AUGGGGUUCCUUGACUUGUUCCGGCGAAAGGUGACUGUCCAAAUGGAAUACAAGUGGGAUUUUAUCACUCUUAAUGACUUCAAGUCCACAUCGGUCUUUACCCCUAUAGCGUACGCCUACCUAUGGGUUUCCAUCUGUAUCUCGUGCGCCGUCUACGCCGUCGACAUUUUCACCAUGGUUCAACUUUUGGCUUUCAAGAAGUGGUCUUCCCAGGUUCAACCAACCUCACUCAUUCCUAUCGACGUAUCAAAGUGGAUUUUCACCAUCUGCAUCAUCCUUUCUGCUGUCAACCUCAUAUACGAGCAUAUUCGUGCCAACCGGGCUAUGCGCACCGGAAGUGUCGCCGAAUCGUUCCUUGAUCACUUGGCCGCGAAACUCGAGAGUUUGCGGGUUUUUGGAGGAAAAGGAUGGAAGCGAUUCCUGGUUUUCGCCGCGUUGACCGAGAGUAAAAAGGGCGCUGAGUACAUUGCCCUGUUCUGCUAUUUCAACUUCCAAUCAUGGAUCCGUGUCCUUCUCUGUUCUGGACCUCGACAGGUUGUCAAUGCAUUCACUCUAUACUCCUUUUUCACCAGUGAACUCCAGAUAAACGGCAAGGAUUUUGGAGACUCGGCAAUGGAUUUCUUCAGAAAGAUCGAGGCUUUUGCUGAGAACGACUACCGCCAAGCUGCUACUCUAUCCGGCAUGUGCUUUACACUGGUCAUCUGGAUCUUUUCAUUCUUGCAGCUGCUGCUCUCCGGAGUCUUUUUCGUUUGUUUCUUGUGGUGUUACAUCCCUCGUGCGGAUGGCGGCUUGACUGGAUUCUGCGAGCGCAAGGUCAACAAGCGCUUAAAGCAGAUUGUGUCGGCCAAGAUCAACGCGGCAAUGGCUGAGGAGGAAGAAAAGAGGAAGAAGGCGCAAAUGAAAGCGGCCAAGAAGAAGGGCGAGGAUAGGCCGAUGACGAUGAAGGCGACGCUACCGACGCUUCCGAACGUCGGCGUUAGCAUUGAAAGCAGAACCGAGAAGUUGCCCGAAAUGCCAUCGCUCAGCAGGCAAGAUACGAUGGCUACACUUCCGGCCUACACAUCCCGACCCUCUACCCCCGGAGGCUACGAGCUUGGUUCGAUCGAGAAGCGACCGAUGCCGCCGUCCCGUGCAGGGACUUUUGCAACGCAAUUUUCGGGCGCCUCCAGUACGUCACUCAUCGGUGCAGCUGCCGAGCCCGCUAGACAGCGCGCCAAUGAUGUCCCUACUGUUCCCAAGAUCGAUAUGAACAAUAUCCCGCCGACAAGAACAGCAACCAUGCUUUCGAAGAACAGCUAUGGAUCUGCGUCGCAGUCGAAUUUCGAACCGCGUCCUCUUGGUAGGGCCGCUACUGGGCUUUCCAACUACGAUACUGGAUCGUCUCAGACAGACUUUCAACCUCGCCCUCCUAAUAGAACGGCCACUGGGCUAUCCAACGUCAGUUCUGCGCCUUCACAGCAACCGAGCUUCCAGCCACGGCCACUCACCAGAGCUGCGACUGGCAUGUCUAACAUUGGUCCUGGGCCUCAGUCACAGCUACAGCCGAAUCAGCCUCGUCCUCUUACUCGGGCUGCGACUGGGCUGUCUAAUACGAGCGCUGGACCACAAUCGCAAGGGAACUAUCCGCCCCCUAGGGCUGGAACAGUUCCACCUCAGAACAACUUUGGACCUGGCAUGCAACAACCACCUCCUCCAAGGGCCGGAACAGCCCCUCCGAGGAAUGAUUUCGGACCUUCAAUGCAACAGCCAAAUUCCUCGUUCGGACCCGGUUACACUGAUAGUCCCGCGACCUACUCGACCGCAACGAUGCCCGCCUUCCAGCCACCCGCCAGGGCGCCGACUGCUCCGAUGAGCUAUUCUAACAAUAACUACAGGGGCGUCGAGCCGAGACCGAUCGAGCGUGCGUAUACUGGUAACGUCGGAAACCAAAGUGAAUACGACAAUUUCUCGAGAGGUAACCAAGUACCUCAAACCAACAACCCCUAUGGUGGUCUUAGUGGCCACAUGUCGAACGGGUACGAUCAGGAUGGCUACGGCGGUGGUUAUGGCCAGGAUAAUUAUGGACAGGACACCUACGGACAACAAGGAUAUGGGCAUGAUGGCACCGGCCACGACAACUACGGACACGAUAGCUAUGGCUAUGGGUAUCCGACGCAGAACAACUCACAGAUGCCGCCAAGGCUAGGAAGCGCUCCACCGCCGCGGACGCAACCCGGAUACCAACCGUAUAUUCCCCAGAGGAACAUGACCGCUCCGCCAGAGGGGCAGCCAUACCAUCACCAUCAGCAGAAUCCUAGCAAGAGUUCUCUGAGUAGUGUGGCUGAACUACCAGCUGAACUACCGGUCGAAACCCCGAGCGAACAGCACCCUCCCGCCAGAGCAGGAAGUGUCACAUCGGAUUAUCUCGAGUAUAUGAUGGACGGCUCACCCAGCUCGAGGAAGACGGAUGCUCCUCCCAAGACGAGAAACGGGAGCGUAAGCAGCCAGGGUAGUGGUGCUGCUAACCAGGAAGCCAAGAGCAACGGGACGCACUCUAGGCAAGGAAGUGCCGAUAGUGUUUCCAGGGCUGCUGGCGCUGGCACUAAUAGCAGAAACAGCAGCAGGAAGGGGAGCGUGGCUUCUUCCGUUGGCAGCAGCGGCCCUCAUCAAAGGCAAGGCAGCGCCGGCAGUGUUGCGUCUACUGCUUCUUCUCGCCGGGAUCCGGAGACUACUGCUGCUCAUGCCAGGCAAGCCAGCAGCGAUAGAGUCGCCGCCACCCCAACUCCCGCCAGCCGUGAGGACUACUUCGCCAACAACGCCCUCGCCCGACAAGCAAGCAACGCUGCCACGUCUUCCAGAGAUAAUCUCGCUGGCAGCAAUAACGAUGCCAGGCCAGGGAGCAGUAACAGCCGUGCCACGUCGCAGCCGCAGGAGGAAGACGAAGAAGAUGAUUACUUCGGCAUCAACCGCGCUCUCUCCCAGCGCCAGCAGAAAGGCGGUGCUUCAGCUGACCGCGAGGUCGACAACGACGCCGAAGACUACUUUGGCCCCACCACUUUCGGCAACACCAUCAUGCGGACAAACACGGCUCCCAUUGCUCUAGACAGCAACAGUGAUGGUGGUAUAAGGCCGAUAGCAAGGACGGCUACUGCUCCUCCUUCCCUUCAGCAGCAGCAGCAGCAACCGCAGCAACAACAACAGUACCUCCCACAGCACCGAGAGCAGGAUGAGGCUGAGGACUAUUUCAGCCAGCCUAGCUACAACAACAGUCAUCCUACCUACAACAAUUACAACAACAAUGUCAACAGCUACAACAACAGAAACAACAACGCUACCAAUACUACGAGUGGCAAUAACAACAAUAACCAUAACAAUAACGGAUGGAACGAGGACAUCGAGCGAGGAGAAAGGAGCAUGGACAUGAGGCAGAACCAGAUACCCCGCAACAAUGGAGGGCAAGGAGGAUACGGAGGAUACGGACAAGGAGGAGGAUAUGGAGGACGAGGAGGCGGAGGAGGAGGAGGAGAUUAUGACUAUGACGGUAGUGGUUACGGUGGUAGCAGGUGGUAGUGUGUCCUGCCACAGUCCAAGCUAUCUUACGCCCAGCCCAACUGUCUAAACCAGACAUUACUUUUUACAGUAUGUCUAGGUUGGUAAUCGGCAAUUACGAAUAACAGCAACACUUUGUGUAUCUUUUUUCUUUUCUACAUAAACCUCGUUGGUUUUAUUAGUUUAUGAUAGGCACGCAAAAUACCCCCGUUUCUUUGUGUUUACCCAUUGCACAACAGUCUCAAAAUCAAAAACAGCGAACCGAAGGC
Neurospora tetraspora is the source of this 3797-nucleotide messenger RNA. RefSeq lists its product as uncharacterized. The record is from RefSeq and is a predicted model, not a curated record. The coding region runs from base 1 to 3549 and encodes 1182 amino acids. The transcript is spliced from 4 exons. Gene Ontology annotation, molecular function: potassium ion transmembrane transporter activity. Gene Ontology annotation, cellular component: plasma membrane. Lineage: Eukaryota; Fungi; Ascomycota; Sordariomycetes; Sordariales; Sordariaceae. Gene Ontology annotation, biological process: potassium ion transmembrane transport.